CCUAGCUGUAUUUUGAAACGAACCGGAUAAGUGGUUUACGCAGAAACAACGACGUCAGGCACCUCAGACCGUGUCGGCUGAAUCCAGAGUGACUGUCCGAGAGAUAACGCGACUCCAUCUUGGUGUGUGAAGGUUUCCCAGACAUCGCUGUCCCAUCCUCUGUGUGGGAUGUCUUCUGAGCUGCUGGUAGAUCUGGGUGAAGAAGCUGCAACUGCACAGUUAGGACAGCUGAAGCUCUCCACCCUAGAGGAUCAGCAAUGGCCACCUGAUGAGUCCUCACUUAGCAAAUCAGAGACGGAGAAUUCCCAGGGCUUCGACCCCGGCUCUCCCCACCUGCCCUGGGACCAUCCGUUCUACGACAUAGCCAGGCAUCAGAUCAUUGAGGUUGCAGGCGACGACAACUUUGGCAGGAAGGUGAUAGUGUUCAGCGCCUGCAGGUUGCCGCCACAGCAUCAGCUUGACCAUCAGAAGCUGCUGAUGUAUCUUAAAGCCACUCUGGAUCAGUACGUAGAGAGCGACUACACACUGAUCUACUUCCAUCAUGGGCUGACCAGUGAAAACAAGCCUUCAUUUGGCUGGCUUCGAGAAGCAUACAAGGAGUUCGACCGGAAGUAUAAGAAGAACAUCAAGGCGCUGUACAUUGUCCACCCCACCAUGUUCAUCAAGACUCUGCUGAUCCUCUUCAAACCAAUCAUCAGUUUUAAGUUCGGCAGGAAGAUUAACUACGUGAGCUACCUGAGUGAGCUGGAGGACGUGGUCAAGUGUGAUCAGCUGGUCAUCCCAACCCGUGUCAGAGAGUAUGACAACAAACUGAGAGCAUCUCUGAAGCCCAGCUCGCUGCCCUCCCUGUCUCCUCCUCAUAGCCCCCCACUGCCCGAGCAGGUGUUUGGGGUUUCACUAGUCAUGCUGAGACAGAAGGAUCCAGAUAAUCAUCUAGUUCCUGUAGUGAUGAGAGACACGAUUAGCUUCCUGUCAGAACAAGGUUUGGAGAUUGAGGGGAUCUUCAGGCGGUCCGCCAAUGUGACUCUGGUAAAGGAGGUCCAACUCAAGUACAACUCCGGAGCCACAGUGAACUUCAGAGACAUGGAGGACGUUCACCUGGCCGCUGUCAUACUAAAGACAUUUCUUCGAGAGCUUCCUGAGCCUCUGCUGACAUACCAGCUCUACAAUGACAUUGUCAACUUCACAUCUGUAUCCAGUGAUAAUCAGGCAGAAGUAAUGAAAACUUUGGUGGAGUCUCUUCCAGAGGAGAACUACGCCUCACUGCGGUACCUCAUCACAUUCCUGGCUCAGGUGUCAGCCAACAGUGAAGUGAAUAAGAUGACCAACAGCAAUCUGGCUGUGGUGUUUGGCCCAAACCUGCUGUGGGGGCGGGACAAUGCCAUGUCGCUCAGUGCUAUUGGGCCAAUCAACAACUUCACCAGAACCCUGCUGGACCAGCAGCAUCUGGUUUUUACCUAAUUCCCUCUCCCCUUCUUCUUCUUGAGUUCUUUCAUGCAGCCUGUGUUGUCAUGGAAACUCCCCUCCUCUGCAGCAUUUAAACAUGAGCACCACCAAUUAGGAAGAAACUCCCAUACCAACACCACAAACUGUGGACCAAUCACAUGUAGUUUCAUCUCUCUGACUCGUCCACUAGCAUUGUCCUGUUGAUUACCCCGGCUGUAGGCUGCAUUCCUAUGUCCAUGUGAGUCAGGCAUAAAUGGGUUAAAAUGCAAAGAAUUAUCCUGGUAUGAAACAAAAACCAUCUAUUUAUUUGCUCUCUCUAAGGUAAUGUCCCGUUUAUUGCUCCCCUUUCUUGAUUGGUGCCAAAAAAAAAA
Messenger RNA from Poecilia latipinna (sailfin molly), 1817 nucleotides. It is a transcript of the gene arhgap1, whose product is annotated as Rho GTPase activating protein 1. Bases 169 to 1461 code for a protein of 430 amino acids. Gene Ontology annotation, cellular component: cytoplasm. Gene Ontology annotation, molecular function: GTPase activator activity. The record is from RefSeq and is a predicted model, not a curated record. The transcript has 13 exons. Gene Ontology annotation, biological process: negative regulation of endocytic recycling; small GTPase-mediated signal transduction. Lineage: Eukaryota; Metazoa; Chordata; Actinopteri; Cyprinodontiformes; Poeciliidae.